AUGUUUUCGAUCUUUAAAACAAUUCAUCCACCUACUGGUAUUGAAUAUGCUGUUUGGGCUCGUUUUUUAUCUCCAUUAGAAAAUAAUUUAAUAUUAAGUAGUGCAAAUUAUUUAUAUGUUUAUCGUGUUACUCCUCAUACAUCAAAUUUUGAAUGUUUGCAUACAUUUGUUCUAUGGGGAAAUAUUUGUUCAAUAACACCAUGUCAUCUUGGUCCAUCAUCAUCGUCAUCAUCAUCAUCAUCAACAUCAUUAAUACCAUCAAAAGAGGCUUUAUUUUUAUCAUUUAUGGAUGCUAAAUUAUCCUUAAUUGAAUUUGAUUCAACAAUACAAGAUUUAAAAACUUUAUCAAUGCAUUAUUUUGAAGAUGAAUUAGCUAAAGAAGGUCAAUGGUUUAAUUAUUCACCACCUAUUGUACGUGUUGAUCCUGACAUGCGUUGUGCUUGUAUGCUUAUUUAUAAUUCAAAACUUGUUAUUAUACCAUUUUUUAGUCAAUUAGAUAGAGAAAUUAUUACAAGUGAUACAAUACCAAGUACAGCAGGUAUAACACCUGGUGGUCCAAGAAGUUCAUCAUUAUCUUCUUAUAUUGUUCAUUUAAAAAAAUUGGAUCCAUCAUUAACUGGUCGUAUAAUUGAUUUACAAUUUUUACAUAGUUAUUAUGAACCAACAUUAUUCAUAUUAUGUGAAUCAAGUCGAACAUGGGUUGGUCGUGUAGCUGUAAAAAAAGAUACAUGUUGUAGUGUUGCACUUUCAAUAAAUGUUGCUCAAAAAUCUAAUCCUGUUAUAUGGCCUGUUGAUAAAUUACCAUUUGAUUGUCUUAGUUGUUUAUCUGUACCAAAACCAAUAGGUGGUAUUCUUGUUUUAGCAACAAAUUCAAUUAUUUAUCUUAAUCAAAGUAUUCCAGCUUAUGGUGUUGCAUUAAAUACUUUAACACGUGAUUCAACAAAAUAUCCAUUAAGACCAUUAUAUGAUCUUAAAAUUGCACUUGAUUUAGCUGAAGCAAUAUUUAUAUCAAAUGAUAAAUUAUGUAAAUGUGAUGAAAAUUUAAUAUUUUUUGGUUCACGUCUUGGUAAUUCUUUACUUCUUCGUUUACAUGAAAAUGCAAUUAUUGAUCCAACAUCAAUUGAUACAAUUGAAACAAUGAAUGGUGAUGAAAAUGAUAAUAAUCGUAAUGAUUAUCAUGAACAAUCUGAAUUAAUAAAUGAAUCAAUAAAUAAAACAAAUUUAUCUGAUAUGAUUGAUAAUGAUAUAAUUAUUCCAAAUAAUAAAAAUGAUAUUAUAUUUUUUACAAGUGAAAUUGAUACAAAUGAAUCAAAAAAACAAACAUAUACAUAUUCAUUUGAAUAUUGUGAUAAUCUUAUAAAUAUUGGUCCAUGUGGUUAUGCUAUUGUUGGUGAAGGUGAUAGUGAAGAAAUACGUUUAUUACAACGUCAUUUACCACCACAUUAUCAAACAACACCAUUAGAUUUAAUAACAACAUCAGGUACAAAUAAAUGUGGAUCUGUAUCAAUAUUACAACAAACAAUUAAACCAGAAUUAAUAACAACACAAGCAUUACCUGGUUCAAUUGAUAUGUGGACUGUUUAUUCAUCAACAAAUGAACAAAAUGAAAAACGUGAACAUUCAUUUAUAUUAAUAAGUCAAGAAACAUCAACAUUAAUAUUUCAAACUGGUAUUGAUAUAACAGAAUUAGAACAAGGUGGAUUUUUAACAAAUGAACAAACAAUUUUUUGUGGAAAUAUUGGUGAACAAUUAAUUGUACAAAUAACAAGAUUACAUGCUAUAUUAUUACGUGAUAGUACACAAUUACAAAUGAUUUCAUUUGAAAAUAAUCCAAUACGUUUUGCAACAAGUCUUGAUCGUUAUUUAGCUAUAUUAACAACACAUGGUAUUAUUCAUAUUUAUUUACUUAUAGAUAUUAAUAAUGAACAAUCAAAACUUAUUGAAUAUUAUAAAUUAAAUGAUAAAAAAUAUACAUGUGUUAAUUUAUAUAUUGAUCAUAGUGAAUUAUUUACAACAACAAUAAAUAAUAAUAAUAAUAAUAUUUAUUCUCAUUCAACAAUAUUAAAUUCACCUAAACAAGAAACAAUUCAACAAACUGUUGUAUCUUUACCAUCAAAUCCACUUGAUUCAACAGAAUUUACUGGAGGUGAUGAUGAAGAUGAAUGGUUAUAUGGAGGAAAAACAAUUGAAAAUCCAUUAGCAUCUGUAACAACAGUAGAACCUAUGGAUAGUUCAAAUAUUUCUACAACAACAAAAUCUCUUCCUAUAAUUAAUAAUAAUAAUAAUAAUAAUAACUCAAUAAAUAUUAUUCCGACUACACGUUGGUUAAUAGCUAUUAGUAAAGAUGGAACAUUAACAAUACAUGAAUUAAUGACUGAUGAAACAAAAUCAGCAACAAUACGAUAUGAAAUAGCACGUUUUAAUAGUGGACUUAAAAUACUUGUUGAUGUACAUGAUGCAAGUCCAUUAAUGACACAUUAUUUAGGCAAAAUUGAAACAUCAUGUUCAGCUUCAGUUUAUGAAUUACUUGUUAUUGGUUUAGGACCAAAAAAAGAUCGUGUGUAUAUGAUUGCACGAAUUGAUGAAGAUCUUAUUUUAUACGAAGCUUUUCCCUAUCAAAAUUUACCAGAUGAUCGUUUAAAAUUACGUUUUCAUCGUGUAACAUGUAAUGCAUUAGUUCGAACAAAAAAAUCUAGUGCAAAAAAGAAUGCUGCAAAAAGACAAAAAGAUGCUGCACAAUUACAACAGCAACAACAACAACAACAAAAUCAAGCAAAACACAAUCCUAUAUCUCAAGAACCACUUCCAGUACAAACUGAUCUACUUGAUGAUGAAAUGAAUGAAUAUCAACGAAUGUUAUUAAGACCUUUUAUUGAUGUAGCUAAUCAUUCAGGUAUAUUUAUAUGUGGUACUCAUCCAUAUUGGUUAAUAUGGUCUAAAGGUAAUUUACGAGCUUUUCCAAUGAAUGUCGAUGGACCAAUAAAAACUUUUGCUGAAUUUAAUAAUAAUAAUUGUCGUAAUGGUUAUUUAUAUUUUAAUCAAAAAGAUGAUUUAAGAAUAUCUGUUAUGCCAUCAAAACGAAUAUUAGAUACACCAUGGCCUCUACAAAAAAUUCCAUUUAAACAAACAGUACAUUUCUUAUGUUAUCAUGUUGAAAGCAAAUUAUAUGCUGCAACAAUAAGUACUAAUGAACCAACAAAUACAUUAGUACAACCAUCCGGUGAAGAUCGCGAAUCAAUAACAUAUCAAAAAGAAUCCAAUUUUCUUUUACCUUUACGUGAACAGUUUUUUGUACAACUUUAUUCAGCUAUUAAAUGGGAACCAAUUCCAAAUGCUAAAAUAACUAUGAACGAAUGGGAACAUGUAACAUGUAUGAAAACAAUUGCAUUAAGAUUUCAAGGAAAUUUAAUGAAAACUUAUAUUGCUAUUGGUACAGCAAAUUGUUUUAAUGAAGAUGUUGUUAGUAGAGGACGUGUUAUUCUAUUUGAUAUUAUUGAAGUUGUUCCAGAAGUUAAUCAACCACUUACUAAACAUAAAUUAAAAACUGUCCAUGAUCGUGAAGAAAAAGGUCCUGUAACAGCCGUAGAUUCAAUUCUUGGUUAUCUCGUUGCUGCUGUCGGUCAAAAAGUUUAUAUAUGGCAAUAUCAAAAUAAUAGUUUAAAAGGCAUUGCUUUUGUUGAUAUACAAAUAUAUUGUCAUCGAAUGGUAACAAUAAAAAAUUAUAUUCUUAUUGGUGAUGUACAUAAAAGUAUUGCUUUAUUACGUUAUCAAGAAAAUAUGCGUGUUUUAUCAUAUGUUAGUCGAGAUUCACGUCAAUUAGAUGUAUUUGCAACAGAUUUUUUUAUUGAUCAAACACAUGUACAAUUUGUUGCUACAGAUUCAGAUCGUAAUAUGUAUAUUUAUGCUCAUGCUCCAACACAAAAAGAAACUCAAGGUGGACAAUGGCUUUUACGAAAAUCAGAUUUUCAUAUCGGAUAUUCUGUUACAUCAACAAUAAGAAUGGUAGUCAAUGUGAAUAAUUUAACAACAAAACAAAAUUUUGAAAAUAAACAAGCUUUAAUUAUGCCAACUCUUGAUGGUGGUAUUGGUUGUCUUGUACCUUUAAAUGAAAAAAUUUUUCGACGACUAGCUAUGUUACAAAAUUCGCUAACAACAAUGUUUCCACAAUAUUGUGGUUUAAAUCCAAAAAGUUUUCGAAUAUGUAAAACACGACGAAAACAACUUGAUAAUCCUCAAAAAAAUACUCUUGAUGGUGAUUUACUUUGGCGUUAUUUUGAUCUUAGCUUUAUUGAACGCAAUGAAUUACUCAGUCGACUUGGAAUGACACCCGAUCAAUUUCAUGAAGAUUUGACUGAUAUUGCACGAGCUGUGACUUUAUUCUAA
Molecule: messenger RNA, 4383 nt
Organism: Rotaria sordida
Lineage: Eukaryota; Metazoa; Rotifera; Eurotatoria; Philodinida; Philodinidae
Source: the annotation of a GenBank genome assembly